UAAAAAAAGCGUCAGAUAUUUCAAAUAUUUUUCCUCAUGAAUUUUUGUCUUCUUAAAAAUUGUGUGUGUUUUGAAAUUUUAAUUUUUUUUUUUAAAGAAACUUUACACCAAGCUUGAAAUCUAAACGACUUUUUGUAGGAGCUUAAGCACUCCUCCCUUUAUAUUACCGAACUUUCCAAAUUGUGUGUAAAUAUUCAGUCGCCAAACAUGAAAUUAUCCGAGUUCAAAACAUUGCCAGUUGUGCCCUACACAAACGUCGAGAUCUGUGGACUGCCCUUCUCGAUACAGGUCAUCAUUCAAGCUUUUGCGACGAAAGAAGCACUCAGCUUGCCAAGAAGUCUCACACAAGAAUACAUGAACUGCACGGGCCUGGGCUACAAGCUGCUUAACAACGAUUGGAGCGAUUAUAUUGCAGAGUUUCCGUGGUUGAUUGCUGUUCUAAUAUACUCAACGCUACUGCCAAUUAUUUGUCUGAUUUGGUGCAUCUUUCAGUUUCGAUCAAAGCGAGUACGUCGCUUUGAGCGGUCUCCCGUGCCUUCGUGGCGUUAUAUACUCUCAACAUUACUCUUCUUAUUAAAAAUACUUUACAGCUUCUUUAUCUGGUUUACCUACACAGCCUAUCAAAAUCAUCCAACGAGAAGCUAUCGCGAACCUGAGAGUAAUGUGAAUAUGGUGAAAAUACUAUACGAUCAGACUUUAGAUGUCAUCGAUCAUAUAUCCACCGAAAAUAUCGAGGUCGUACAAGAGUUUAUGAAGAAGUUGGCCGAUGAAAUGAUAUCCAGCCUCAACGAUUCAGCACCGGAAUUAAUAAAGAAUCUCAAUGGCAGCAUGCUCUUGAACAUACAAUCAGACAGCGUUGAUAUACAGCCUAUCUUAAAGGAGUUGCGCAAGGAUAUGCAGAGCUUACUUGCAGACAUAAUGCAAUUAACAGAUCUCACGAGACUUUUCCAGCGGAACACCACAACAUUUUUGCUUAUGAGCAAUAUCUCGGACCCAACUUAUAUCAAUCUGCUCAACAAUGAAGUCAACGGCAAUAAACACAAAAUUAUUACGCUACUCAAUAUCGAACGUGUGUUAUCCAAUAUAGAAGACAUCGUUACAGUGUCAAUAGAGUUGCCAGCUUUGCGGCAAGCUUUCGCAAAAAGCCUUGAAGACUUGCACAAUUAUUACGGUUCGGUUUUAACGACUAUGUGGGCGGAGAAAGUAAAUGAAAUGAAUGCCAAUUAUUUGGAAAUUAUCAAAGCUGUGAAGAAACUUCGUACGGAAGUACCACGCGAUGUUAUGAUACAUUUACCAAAUGAUAUCUAUUCAUAUCAAUUGUUUUUUCUUAUCAUCGCUAUAAUGAUAUCUGUGCUGUGCUGGAUGCAACUCUGUUAUGCUGUGUACCAUGCGGUCUCUAUGCGCUUUAAGAAGCGGAAAUAUAUACUAGUGAGCAUCGUCGUCGUCAUCUGUAUUACGUCCAUAAUACUCUGUUUGAUAGCGAGUCUCAGUUUCUUUGUGGGCACAUCGUUUUUCAAUUUCAGACAGGACACCUCCAGUCUCGAUAAUCCCUGCGGCUUGGACUCCAAAUCCUACUGCGAUUCACAAAAUAAGAUUCUCAGCCUACUUGCCGAGAGCGCUUUUGGUCCCCAAGCAGAGAUCUACAACGCAAUGCAAUUACAAAAUCAACGUGUUUUCGAGACGCUACGUGUGGCCUUACCCAACGCCGCGGGCAUUUCGAAUAUUCUGCAAAUGCUGCAGUAUGCGGAUUUCAGUGGCACUGUCUUCAGUUCGGGCAACAUGUUCAAUGUUAUGAAACAGGAAAUGAAUAUGGAGAAUUGGUAUGCGAUUGCUGAACGGCUGAGUACACAUGUACCCAUUGCAGUUGGAGACACGCUGGACAACAAAUCUACACACUACGAGAGCAUGCUGGCAUGCAACUUGCAAAUGGUGAAAACGCACGUCUUUGAACCACUGAUGUCGAAGGAUAUAGUCGAAAAUGUGAAUGGACUAUCGCAGAAUGCACAACGCCUCGCUGCACUACUACCGAUCACAAAUUUGACCACACUACUGCGGAAGAGUCUCAGCGAGAUGCGUAUAUUACAUGAUUACUUCGAGAUAGAGUUUAAGGAUUUGCUCAAUAGCAAAAUGCAGCAACUGCUAAUGGAUUAUGACUUGGAGAUGAUGUUAUAUACGAGCCAUGUCGCCUUCAUGCCCAACUGUCGGGACUUCAAAAUGUCAACUGUCGGUAUACCGCGUCAGUUGUACGAGUGCAUUGAGAGUUGUUUGCACGGUUUCUGGAUUGGCGCUUUCAGCAUACUCAUACUACUCUUUCCGAUAUUGAUCAUCUGCAUGCUGCUCGCCUAUCUCUACGACAGAUAUCCCUAUUCGACGCAAAGCGGCGCAAGCAGUGGAUCGACCCCACCGCCCGAGGACGAUGCAUCGCGCACCAGCAGCACCGGCACAGUCAGUGAUACUGCCUCGGUUAAUGAACCUGUAAAUGAGACAACUUCGCCGAAAAGUACUUGGAAAGAUAAAUUUGGCAUGCGUCGAAAACGAUCACAUGUUACCUUUGAUACACCACCCUCACCGAACGAGAAUGAUACUACAACUAAUAAGUUAGCAACCGCACAACGUUCAAGUACGGCGAAGAUCAGAGAUUUAAUUUAUUCCAUAUUAAAGUCGGCGCCGAGCACGACUGCGGCCGAAGAGUCCAAAUUAAGUGGCAGUACAACAACAUCCGAAGAAUCCAGCGAGGCUGAGCUUGCUUAGGCAAAAGGGUGGUAGAUAGUGGAUUCAAUAGUAAAUUUGUGGUUAUUUUUUGCUAGAGAUCGAAUAUGUACUUAUAUAUUUAUAAUUUACAAUAAAUGACGCGACAUUUUUUCUU
Molecule: messenger RNA, 2866 nt
Organism: Zeugodacus cucurbitae (melon fly)
Lineage: Eukaryota; Metazoa; Arthropoda; Insecta; Diptera; Tephritidae
Exons: 12
Coding region: 208-2751 (847 amino acids)
Source: RefSeq, a predicted model, not a curated record